Molecule: messenger RNA, 512 nt
Organism: Juglans regia (Persian walnut)
Lineage: Eukaryota; Viridiplantae; Streptophyta; Magnoliopsida; Fagales; Juglandaceae
Exons: 2
Coding region: 3-500 (165 amino acids)
Molecular function (GO): nucleic acid binding; zinc ion binding
Source: RefSeq, a predicted model, not a curated record
UUAUGAAGCUUCGACCUGAAUUUGAGCCUGUCCGAGCCAGUUUAUUGAACCAUAAUCCGGUUCCGUCUUUGGAUAUUUGCUUGGGAGAUUUAUUGCGUGAAGAACAACGGUUAUCCACUCAGAUGGGUAUGACUUCUGAGAAGGUAUUUUCUGAGGCUGUGAAUGUAGCCUAUGCAGCACAAGGGAGAGGGAAGAAUAAGUUGCAGUGUUUCAGCUGCAAGGAGUUUGGUCAUAUUGCUCGCAAUUGUCCGAAGAAAGUUUGUAACUACUGCAAGAAAGAGGGUCAUAUCAUCAAAGACUGUCGGGUGCGGCCUCAUAAUCGCCAAUCCCAUGCCUUUCAAGCUGCUGUUCAGUCCUCAUCUUCUUCUGCACCCCCCACUGUAAGCUCUGAUUCAUCCGUUCUCACACCUGCUAUGGUCCAACAAAUGAUUCUGUCUGCUUUUACGGCUUUAGGCCUGCAAGGAUCAGGUGUCGGGGAUGGUGAUCGCGAAGGGGCCUAAAGUGGGACGUCU